This is a messenger RNA of Chenopodium quinoa (quinoa), 4171 nucleotides long. RefSeq names its product translation initiation factor IF-2-like. The record is from RefSeq and is a predicted model, not a curated record. The coding region runs from base 3383 to 4042 and encodes 219 amino acids. Lineage: Eukaryota; Viridiplantae; Streptophyta; Magnoliopsida; Caryophyllales; Amaranthaceae. The transcript has 2 exons.
CCAGUUGACUGGUAACCGAUUAAAAGAAAAGAAAGGAGGUAAUUAGUUUCGAAAGACACUCCAUUUCCCUCUCAAACAUUAAAUCAUUAAUUGAGACCCUCAACUACCCUCUCCCUUUCACUCUGUCACCCGCCAUUACUAAGCUUCAACCAUAAUAGUACUGCAAAGGACGUAAGCUUGUAUGAGAAGGGAAAAAAAGCCGCUUUUUGAAGACGAAGAGGACAUCGCAUUUCCCCAAUUGGCAACUACUGCAAGAGGUCAUCUCCAUAUUGUACGGUUAUUGUACAAUUACAAAUAUGAAUUGUAAACCCUAGCUUAUUCCUUUUUUUUUUUGAAAUUAUGAUAAUGGUGAUGAAUUGGGAAGAUUAAACCUUUGCUUCGAAAUUGCCAGUAGUUCAAAAUUGCUAUUUGCUCUGAAUUUCUAUAAUUGAUAUUAGCACGAUGUAUUUGAAAUUGGAAUUGAAAUUUGGCUUAAUUGCGAACAUGAUUUAGGCAUUUGAUUAUGUUUUGAAUUGGGUUGAAAUAUUGUGAUGAUUGUUGUCAUUACUGGCAUAAUUGUAUGCGUUUUUUGGUUAAUUAUAGGGGAGAUAGAUGGGAGUAUUUGAUAUAAUCUCUGUACGAUUUUGGCAUGGUGGAAGUUUUAAACAUGUUAUUAAUGGGGAAUUAGUUUACAUGGGAGGGAAGGGAAAGACUUAUGACAUUGAUCCAGAUGAGCUUUGUUAUUUUGAUUUAAUUGACUUAGCUAAGAAGUGUGGGGAUUAUGAAUUAAUAGGUGGGAUUUUUUACUUGGUGCAUGGGAUGAGUUUGACAACUAGGUUAACGAAGGCUGUGAGUGAUGAAGAUGUUCUUGGAAUGGAUGAAGAUGAAGAUGUAUAUGUUUUGCACUGUGAAAUACAACUUGAAAUUGCCCCUAUGGAGAAGCCUUUUGAGUCUAAAAUAUUAGCACCCUUAAAUGCCCUAAUCUCCCAGCCUUUAUCAAUUAAAAAAUUAACACCCAAGAGGACCUUACCAUUAUUAUUAGUCCUAACUAGAUCUAGUCCAAGAAAAAAAACUGCCCACUCUUGACUCCAACUCACAUAAAGUGACAACACAAACCCAUAAAGAUGUUGCCACCUCAUCUAUUUUGACUCAUCCUGUCCAGUAAAGUCAUGCAAAAGAACACACAACACAACAAAACCCUAAACACAUCUCCCAGCCUACUUCUAACCAAAACAGAUCUGCACUUGAGGAGUAUGAGUGGGAAGACUGCAGACCAGAAAGUCCUUUGACAAUACAACAGCUUGUAGGGUUCAGUGAAAGUGAUGACGAUGAUAGUCUUUACCAACUAGAAUAUGAUGAUGAUGAUUAAUUAGAAAAAAGACUAUAAUGUUGAUGGUGAGUUUGAUGAUGAUUUGGAGCUAGAUCUAGAGUUGAAUAGUGAACAAGAUGAGUUAUUUGAGGAUGAGGGUGAAGCUACUGAAUCAGAGACAAGCGACGAAGAAUAUAAGACAACUAGGGAAAGAGUGAGAAAUUACAAUAAUAUGUUAAAGGAGAUUGCUAAUCAGGCUGUCAAAUAUGCAUGUGAGGUUAAAGAAGCUGCAGAAGAAGUGCCUACUGAGAAUGUAACUGGUGCAUCUGGUUAUGUUAGUGAAUAUGAUAGUGGUGAUGAGGAAAUUCACACACCUGACAAUGGUGAAGAUGGUGCUGGUGAGGGCAGGAAAAGGAGGGGGGUUCUUGUGAAUCCUAAUAGUGAUUUCAGUAAUUUCAGGUGGAGAGUUGGGCAAAGAUUUGCAACCAGGGGAGACUUUAAAGAUGUUGUUGCUAAAUAUGCUAUUAUGCAAGGUAGAGAUGUAAGCAUUGUGAUCAGUAACAAUAAUAGGAGGCAACAACUAGAGGUAAGGUGUGUUUAGGGGUGUUCCUUCUAUUUGUACUCUGCCUAGCAUUCAAGAUUAGCAACAUAUAUAGUGAAAAGGGUGGAUGAGAAACACAGUUGCCAUAGAAACAUGAAGAAAAAUAGGCAACUUAAAUCCACAUGGGUAGCAAAACAAUUGUUAGAGGUAUUCAAAUCAAGGCCUCACUGGCUAGCCAAAGAAAUACAAGAGACAGUUAGGAGAGCAUACAAGGUAGUUGUGGGAAAAGCAUUUGCAUACAAAGUGAAAUAUUAUGCCCACGGAAUGCUUCAUGGGUCAAUGAAGGAUCACUACAAGAAGUUAGGAACGUAUUUAGAGGCUUUGAAGGCUGCUAGUCCUAGGACUAAGUUAGAUUUGGUGACUGUUGUGAACAAACCAGACCAUCCUCCUGUUUUCAGAGAUUGUUCACUUGCUAUGAAAGGUUGGCAUAGGGUUGGAAAGAGGGAUGUAGAAAGGUGAUUUUUGUGGAUGCUUGCUUCAUCAAAACCUUUCUUGGUGGUCAAAUUCUAUCUGCAGUAAGUCGAGAUGCCAAUGACCAGAUGUAUCUAGUAGCUUGGGCUGCUAUAAAAGCUGAGAAUAUUCUUUCCUGGGAAUGGUUCUUCACCAACUUACAGCAAUGUUUAGGACUUGAAGAUGGAACUGGAAUUGCCAUCAUUAGUGAUGAACAUCAGGUAUUGUUUUGUUGCCUUACAUUAUUGUUUCAAACCUUAACUAUAUUAAAAGUUUCUUAUACAAGUGUUAACAUGACUUGAUUAUAUUGUGUGUUGUUUUGAUAUGCUAUUGUGUGUUGUUUUGAAACCCGUGUGAAGGCUAUUCUAACUGAUGUUGCAAAGGUUUUACCAAAAGCAGAACAUCGACAUUGUGCUAGGCACCUUCAUUCAUUGGCACAAGAGCUUUAGGGGUGAUGAGAUGAAGCUGCUUUUUUGGAAGAUAGCCAAAUCUUAUAGUCUUACAGACUACAAUGAAGCAUUAGAUGAGCUAGCUGAGAUUAAUGCAGAUGCAACUAUUGCAUUUAAAGGGUACAAUCCUAACCUUUUUUGUAGGGCUUUCCUAGAUAGUUCAAUCAGAACUAAUGCCAUUACCAACAACAUGGCAGAAACAUUUGACGCCUUACAUAGUUAAUGCUAGGACUAAGCAUCUCAUACAUAUGCUAGAGGAUAUAAGGGUAGCUUUAAUGCGGCGAUUGGUUGUAAAAAGUCAAGCAACGGAAAACUCAACUUCUAGCCUAUGUUCUAGAGUUUAGGCUAGGUUAGAAAAAGAGAAGGUUAAGGCAGCAUAAUGUGAAGUUUUACCCUCUUCAGAUCAUCUUUUUAAUGUUAAGUACUACUUCGAUUAGUUGAUUGUGAAUUUGGAGGCAAGGAGUUGUACAUGUAGAAAGUGAGAUAUGUUAGGAAUCCCUUGUUGUCAUGCUAUUUCUUGCAUUUUUUUCUCUAACAGAGAUGCUGAAUCAUUUGUAAGUGAUUGCUACAAAAGAGAGGUGUAUUUGAAGGCAUAUGCAGGCUCUAUUACACCUUGUGAGGAGAGGCAGUGGCCAGAGUUUUGUGCAACUUGGACCCCCACCUAUAAAAAUAGGGCCAGGUAGGCCAAGGAAGAAUAGGAUUAAGGGCCCAUAUGAACUUCCUAAAAAACCUGGAACACCAAGCAUGGUGGGUAUGGAAAUGACUUGUUCCAUUUGUAUGGUGAAAGACCAUAGUAAAAGAAGAUGCCCAAAUAAGGACUCACCUGUUGUUAAGGAACCACAGCCUAAAAGGCCCAGGGGCAAACCAACACAUUCUGUUGGAACUGCAUCUAUCAUAACACCUACCCCUGCCACACAAACUGCAUCAUCAGUUGCUCCUCCCACACAUCAGCACCACACUUCUAUUGCAAACCCUACUCAGUUAGGAAGAGGAGGAAGAAAGAUUACAACAGGUGAAGGAUCAAGAGGUGGUAGGGGUGGAAUAGGGAGUUCAACCAGGGGUGGGAGAGGUGCUAUAGGAGGGGGAAGAAGUAAAGAAAAAGUGCCUGCAGGUGUUGGAGUAUACUUUGCAACAGAUGGCAGUGUUGUAACAAAUCCAUCUAAGAGUAACAAGAGGGCAAGAAGGGUGACUGAACCACAGAUGCAUGGUACACAAUCAAGUCAAACUUCGAAUUUGCAUCAACCCACUCAAUAGCAAAGAAAAUCUAGUGCUCAAGUUAUGAAUUAGUGAAUCUGGUUGUAAUGUAUUUCACCUUGCAUCUUAUUUGAUGAACAAAGCUCUAUGUUAGCAUUUUGGAAUGACUAUCAUGUUAUGUUGUCUGUA